GUUUGUCGUGGCUUUGUUGGCUGGAGUUUUGCGAAAUUAGGGACGCAUUGCACCCACUUUAUCAGUUUAUCAAGUGAAUGGCCUGUUACACAUAUGAUAGUCAGUUAAAGAGCCUUACUUUUGCUUUCUUCAUUUUAUCUUAUAAUUGCGAGAUCCUCCAUAAUUGAAGUCCAACGCUGCCUGUCAAAAGCAUACACACCCAGAAACCAAGACCCUUUACAAUAUUGGAAAUGGAACCAGAAAACAUAUCCACAUUUGCAUCAACUUUCAUUUAAAACUCUCUGCUCACUAUCGUCAUCUAAACCAUGUGAAAGAGUAUUUUCUGAGUUCAUAAACUAAUUACUUUUGUCUUUUAUUUCGCAUGAUUUAACCAAAAUUUUCUACAUAAGUUUAAAAUCUGAAUUCUAACUCAAAUUAGCUAUAUUUUACAAACCAACUCAGUUUAGCAUUUACACAAACAAGGAAUUUCUUUACCUGCAAUGAUUUUAUCACUACUGCAGGGGUCACUAUUGGGUGACCAACACAAGUGUCAUUAUAGUACUGACACAGUUUGUGAAGUGGGUCAAUACACUCCUUCAGGUAUCAUCGUCCCAUCACUAAGUAGCAGAGAAUACAGCAGGAAAGAUAGCUGAUAAAGUGGUAGCAAGUGGCUCUUCAGACUGGCCUUUAUGCUGCAGAGAGUGUGGCUGACGAGGUGAAGACUGGCAGGCGUGUGGGUGAGGCAGGUGCAUUGAUUGUGGAGAUGCCCAGCCCUCACGGAAAUAAGGGAAAGGUGACCAGAACAGAACAGAGGGAGGGGCCACACAGUGGAACACUGAGGACAGACACAAUGGAUUCGAACGUAUGGACAGGGAUGGUACCAUGACCAUUGACUGGAAAGAAUGGCGAGAUCACUUCAUGUUCAAUCCUUUCCACAACAUGGAAGAGAUUGUCCACUACUGGAAGCACUCCCAUAUGUUUGACAUUGGGGAACAUUUGACGGUGCCAGAUGAGUUCUCAGAGAAGGAUCGAUCCGGUCUGGUUUGGAGGCAGUUGGUUGCAGGAGCAAUGGCAGGUGCUGUGUCUAGGACAGGAACUGCUCCUUUGGAUCGCCUGAAAGUUUUCCUGCAGGUACACGGUUCUGUGUCUCAUGGGAAAAAUCUGUGGUUGGGGCUCAGAGGGAUGAUCCAAGAAGGAGGUGUCUUUUCACUCUGGAGGGGAAAUGGCAUCAAUGUCCUCAAGAUUGCCCCAGAAUCUGCAAUUAAAUUUAUGGCCUAUGACCAGAUCAAGUGGCUGAUCCGUGGCAGGGAAGGGAAAAGUUUAAAAGUACAAGAAAGAUUUCUUGCUGGUUCUUUGGCAGGAGCUACUGCCCAGACCAUCAUCUACCCUAUGGAGGUGCUUAAAACUCGUCUCACAUUAAGGACAACGGGACAAUACGCAGGUAUGGCUGACUGCGCCAGACAGAUCCUGAGAAGGGAGGGAGUCCGGUCUUUUUACAGGGGCUAUCUGCCAAAUACGAUUGGCAUUAUCCCCUACGCUGGUAUCGACCUAGCUGUGUAUGAGACUCUUAAGAAUGCCUGGCUUCAGAGGUACUGUCUAGACUCUGCAGAUCCGGGUGUUUUGGUGCUACUGGGCUGCGGUACUGUCUCCUGCACCUGUGGGCAGCUAGCAUCAUAUCCACUCGCUCUCAUUCGGACACGAAUGCAAGCGCAAGCCAGCACGGAGGGUAACCCAAAACUGACCAUGGUGGGCCAGUUCAAAUACAUCUUAUCCAAUGAAGGUGUGCCUGGUCUGUACCGUGGCAUAACCCCCAAUUUUCUCAAAGUCAUUCCUGCUGUUAGCAUCUCUUAUGUGGUGUAUGAGCACAUGAAGAAAUUCCUUGGGGUGGGACACUAACAAACAAGAAUGACAAAUGAGGAUGCCUAAACUAUAAAAGAUAAAACACAGACUUAACCUAUGAGACAGAGGAGAUGAGAAAAUAGUUAUCUUUCACUGAAACUAAAAUUGUAUUUAUUUUUUUAUUUUUUGCAUUGCUUCUUUUGGCUACGUACUCAAAAAAAAAGAUAAAUAUACCAUGAUAACAAGGCAACAUGUUAAGAAUGUACUUUAUGCUGCUUUUUAGUUGCCCUCAAAGUAUUUUUGCUAUCCCCAUUUUCUAUAUUUUAAGCUUCAAUGAUAAGUGAUGCAAUUUUGAUAUUUUUUGAUCAUGAACUGUUGGUCAGAUGCUUUCCUCUGUGUUCACAGCUGCUCCAACUUUUGUUCCACUAUGAAACACCGUUUUGUGUCUGAUAAAAUUUUUGCAGUGACAUAACUUGUCAUCUCAAAUCAAUCUGUGUAUCAUAAUUUAUGAUCAUACAGAGCUAUUUUCAAUAGUUUGUUCCUUUUAAUGAAACUUUUUUUUUACCACCAAAAAUGUGAAAUAAAGAUAUUUAUCAUCGUAAUAUCUUUUUAAACAAAUGCAUGGAUCAAGACUGCUGAUACACCACCAAUGGUAAAGAAAAGUUCUCUUAAAUUUGUUUACAUUUGAUGAAACGCAUGUAACAUCCUCUACAUUGCUAUUGUUAUUUUCUGUUAUACAAGCCUACUUGAUGAAUGCUUGUCUCCAAUGGGGCCUUUCACGCAUGAUAUGUGGAAAGCAUGAAGGCAUGUUAUUGUUGUGGAGCCAGCUAGUUUAGGUGUAGGUGAAUAAUUUAUUCCAUAUAUUUUAAAAUACAAAAGUGUUUGUAUGUAUAAAUGCUUGUUUAUAAUGGCUACAAUUACUGUACAGUCAACCCUCAAAAGUUGAUCACAACUCACUGGUUCCAAUACAUGUAAAGUGACUUUUAUACCUUCGUAAACUACAGACAGCCAUUUAACAUUCAACAUUCUAACCUGUUCUAAAAGUAUUAAUACAAAUUACCCUCCAAUAAAACUAAGACAAAGUAAAACAACUCACACAUUCAUUAAAGAAGCUUGACACAAACAUAGUCAAAAAGGAAGGUGCCUGCAGAGUGAUGCUGUUUCUCAGAGGUAUUUUUUUAGGUGCUAAUGGAGUCAAGUGCAUAAUAAUCUCGCCCAUAACAUUAUUGUGAAUAUUUGAUUAGUUCUUAUUAAUGGACAUCAAUGAGGAACCACUUUUCCACAGUGUGAAUCGGUCAGUGUAGGUACAGAGUGUCUGACUUUUGAGAUUCCACUAUGUAACUUUAUGCAGUAGUUUUGACAACACAUCGACACUGACUGAACAUGAAUGGCCUCUUUAAAUGCGUCCAUAAUUUAAAUUAGGUUCUACUGCACUCCUAUAAUUGGGCUUGUAACCAUCAAUAUACCACCAAGGUCACAUUUAAAAAUGAAUUUGCACAAGUAAUCUUGGAAGCUGCAUUAUUCUGGUUUACUCAGGGCCAUGUAAAAGUGUGCAAAAAUUACAUUUUAGAUAUGCUCUUUGCAACAAAAAAAAAAUUAAAUUCCAUACCGAAUAUGAUCCCCAUGUCAUCUGGGUUCACUCCCACAAACAUGUCAACAUACAAAAAUAAGAUUUUGAUUUAUUUGACUUUGUGGAUCACAUAUUGUUCCAUAAGUAUACAAAAUUUACAUCAGUGAAUGUAACUGCUCCAUUAAACACAAUCUACUUGCUUUACAUGUACCUUUACCUGCUAAACGACAAUAAAAUUUGAUAUCAUGUAA
Hippocampus zosterae (dwarf seahorse) is the source of this 3639-nucleotide messenger RNA. RefSeq names its product calcium-binding mitochondrial carrier protein SCaMC-3-like. Bases 844 to 1875 code for a protein of 343 amino acids. Gene Ontology annotation, biological process: transmembrane transport. NCBI's taxonomy places the organism in Eukaryota, Metazoa, Chordata, Actinopteri, Syngnathiformes, Syngnathidae. The record is from RefSeq and is a predicted model, not a curated record. Gene Ontology annotation, molecular function: ATP transmembrane transporter activity; calcium ion binding. The transcript has 8 exons.